CGGCCGCGGGGACCCCCCAAACCCCUCCCGCCCCAACCCCCUUGUCCCCCCCUCGUUCCCGGGGCAGAUCCGCUUCAUCCUGAUCCAGAACCGGGCGGGGAAGACCCGCCUGGCCAAGUGGUACAUGCAGUUCGACGACGACGAGAAGCAGAAGCUCAUCGAGGAGGUGCACGCCGUGGUCACCGUGCGCGACGCCAAGCACACCAACUUCGUGGAGGUGCCGCCCCCGAACGCUCCUUUUGCCACCCAAAAAUCACCCCAUCCCCCUUUUUCUUCUCUCCCGGUCUUGGGAUGAGCUCCCAGUGUAUCCCAGUGCAUCCCAGU
Molecule: messenger RNA, 324 nt
Organism: Manacus vitellinus (golden-collared manakin)
Lineage: Eukaryota; Metazoa; Chordata; Aves; Passeriformes; Pipridae
Product: AP-2 complex subunit sigma-like
Exons: 1
Biological process (GO): vesicle-mediated transport; protein transport
Cellular component (GO): intracellular membrane-bounded organelle
Source: RefSeq, a predicted model, not a curated record